Molecule: messenger RNA, 1796 nt
Organism: Cadophora gregata
Lineage: Eukaryota; Fungi; Ascomycota; Leotiomycetes; Helotiales; Ploettnerulaceae
Exons: 2
Coding region: 309-1610 (433 amino acids)
Biological process (GO): secondary metabolite biosynthetic process
Molecular function (GO): monooxygenase activity; FAD binding
Source: RefSeq, a predicted model, not a curated record
UUGAACCCCGAGUCCGCCCUAUCUCCAACAUAUAUAUGCGUUAGGUGCACAUCGUCUGUGUGGGGAACUGCAUCGUGAUCAUCUCAACUUAUCUUCCUACUCUUUCUAGAUACACUUUUCAGCCGUCUUGUUCCUGCAAAAAAGCAUUUAUACAGCCGGAAUAUACCCCGCUUCCUAGAGGGUUGAGAUAUCUGGGUUGGACAAAUUGUGCUUACCAGGACUUCAAUUGACCUGAAGUCAUUGGAGGGGGCCUCUUGAUUGUGAUAUUUGGCUUUAUUCGGAUCUAGACGGGCGAAGAAAAAACCAACAUGUCCGAAUCAAUACAUCUGAUCAUAAUCGGCGCUGGCCUAGCUGGUCUUUCAGCUGCCGUCUCAACCAAAAUAGCCAACCCAAACCACCGAGUCACAAUCCUUGAGUCCGUAAAAGAACUCCUAGAAAUAGGCGCCGGACUCCAACUAACCCCCAACUCAACCCGGCUGUUCAAACCCUGGGGCAUCUACGAUCAGCUCGCGCCAAAAGCCACCUUCCCCGUAGCCCUCUCCGUCCACCGGUACGACGGUACCAAGCUCCUCGCUCACACGCCCAAUUUCCAAGAGGAAAUCGACGAACGCUACGGCUCUCCAUACUGGGGAAUGCACCGCGUGGACCUCCAGCGAGCGAUGGCAGCGCGAUGUAAAGAACUCGGCGUCACUGUCCGCCUCAAUUCUAAGGUUGUCUCCGUCGAUUUCGAAAAUGUCGAAGUCAAGCUGCGAGACGGCGAGGUAAUUGACGGCGACGUCAUUCUCUGUGCUGAUGGACUCUGGUCUGCUACCCGGUCUCAGUUCCUGGGAAAACCAAGCCCUGCGAUUCUUACAGGCGAUCUAGCCUACCGUAUUGUAAUCAACACAAAUGAUCUCACGGGGCCAGACGCUCCUGAAUUACAGAAAUUCAUCAGAGACAGCACUGUCAAUUUCUGGGCUGGACCAGAAACGCACGUUGUUGCUUAUACUCUGCGCGCGGGCGAUGUGUACAAUAUCGUGCUUCUGUGUCCGGAUAACUUACCCCCUGGAGUGAGCAAAGUGGAUGGCGAUCUCGAGGAGAUGAAAGAGCUGUUUGUUGGCUGGGAUCCGAUUCUGAGGAGGUUUCUGAAUCAGGUUAAGGAGGUCACGAAGUGGAAACUUAUGUGGCUGGAUACGUUGCCGGAGUGGGCAAAUGAGAAAGGCACGUUUUUGAUGAUGGGCGAUUGUUGUCAUCCUAUGUUGCCGUAUUUGGCGCAGGGUGCGAACUCGAGUCUUGAGGAUGGGGCAGUCGUUGGUGCGUUGCUUGGAAAGGUCAAUGGGAAAGGGGAGGGAAAGGAGGAGCAGUUGAAGAAGUGUGCGAAGUUGUACCAGGCGUUGAGGAAGGAGAGGGGUGAGGGAAUUCAGAGAGAAACGUUCAAGCAAAGGCAUGAUUUCCACCUGCCAGAUGGGAAGGAGCAGGAGGAGAGGGAUGAGUUGAUGCUGAGUAUGUUGGGUAAGGAGUUGAGGGCGGAUUUCCCAAGUCGCUGGACAUGUCCGAGGGUUCAGAGAUGGUUGUAUGGGUAUGAUGCUUACAAGGAGGUGGAGGAGGCUUUUGCCAGAGACCCAUUUUGAAAUGUCAGAGAGGAUAGAAUUAAUUGCUUACCAAAUCGCUUGUAAAACGAAAUUGGAUUGGUAAUGCAGAGUGAUGUUUGAUGCGGCUCAAUGCAUCGAUGUUCCACAGCGGACGUGAAUCGCUCCUGUCGAAGGCUCCUUAGAAAGCUUGACUCUACACACAAUAAAUGAAUGUCUUGAUUCAAC